Elgaria multicarinata webbii is the source of this 4073-nucleotide messenger RNA. It is a transcript of the gene KDM1B, whose product is annotated as lysine demethylase 1B. The transcript is spliced from 23 exons. The record is from RefSeq and is a predicted model, not a curated record. Gene Ontology annotation, biological process: positive regulation of transcription by RNA polymerase II; negative regulation of transcription by RNA polymerase II. Gene Ontology annotation, molecular function: zinc ion binding; flavin adenine dinucleotide binding; chromatin binding. Bases 258 to 2714 code for a protein of 818 amino acids. NCBI's taxonomy places the organism in Eukaryota, Metazoa, Chordata, Lepidosauria, Squamata, Anguidae.
GGUUGGGAGAAUCGACGGGAAGAGCUGCACGGUGGUGGUGGUAGUAGUAGUAGUAGUAGUGAACGGGGGCUUCUUGGAUUCCCGGGCAGGUUGUGCGUGGCUGAGCAAGCGGAGGCAGGGAUUCCCUCUGGCUGGACGAGCCCUAUUUAAUUUGACACCUGAAAACUGGAUGUUUUGACUCCAAGGGGGAGAGUGGUGCAGGCUUUCAAGUGGCUCCCAUCACAUGCCCUGGUGGUCCAUAGUCAGCACUCUGCAUCAUGUCAACUGGGAGGGUCCGAACAAAGAAAAAAACACCAAGUGUGGACCAGUCUCCUGAUAAUCUUCCUUUGAGGAGUUCAGGAAGACAGGUGAGGAAGAAGGCUGCAGAGACUGCUGAGGAUGACGAUGACACAUCAGAGAAGAAGUAUCGGAAGUGUGAAAAAGCAGGAUGUACUGCAACAUGUCCAGUUUGCUUUGCUAGUGCUGCGGAAAGGUGUGCUAAAAAUGGCUAUACAUCAAGAUGGUAUCAUCUUUCCUGUGGGGAACAUUUCUGUAAUGAGUGCUUUGAUCAUUACUACAGAAGUCAUAAAGAUGGCUAUGAAAAAUACACUGCCUGGAAAAGGAUUUGGACCAGUAACGGAAAAAGUGAACCCAGUCCUAAAGCUUUUAUGGCUGAUCAACAGCUCCCUUACUGGGUCCAGUGCACAAAGCCAGAGUGUGGAAAAUGGCGUCAGCUGACAAAGGAAAUCCAGCUUACCUCACAAAUAGCCAAAACAUACCGCUGUGGCAUGAAACUGAACAAUUCCAUCAAGGUGGAAGGCUCAGACCAGUGCUCCAUGCCUGAGGAUCUGAGAGUUGCUGAAGUUUCGGAUCACUGGUGGUAUUCCAUGCUCAUCCUCCCUCCUUUGCUGAAAGACAGUGUGGCUGCUCCUUUGCUGUCUGCAUAUUACCCGGACUGCGUGGGCAUGAGUCCAUCUUGUACCAGUACUCACCGGCUGCUUGGCGAAUCCACCGCGGUAAAAAUGGAGCAUUUAAAGACUCUGCCUACUAUAGCUGGGAUGAACAAGUACUUUCAGCCUUUCUAUCAGCCCAAUGAAUGUGGUAAAGCACUGUGUGUAAGACCAGAUGUGAUGGAACUAGAUGAACUCUAUGAGUUUCCAGAAUAUUCGCGAGACCCCACAAUGUACCUAGCAUUGAGAAACCUCAUUCUAGCUCUGUGGUAUACAAACUGCAAAGAACCUCUAACCCCUCAGAAAUGUACUCAUCACAUCAUUGUUCGAGGUCUUGUGCGCAUCCGCUGUGUGCGGGAAACUGAGCGGAUACUUCAUUUUAUGACCAGGAAAGGUCUCAUUAAUACAGGGGUUUUGUCGGUUAACCGGGAUCAGUUUCUUCUUCCCAAAGAGUACCACAAUAAAUCUGUAAUUGUGGUUGGGGCUGGUCCAGCAGGAUUAGCAGCUGCAAGGCAACUUCAAAACUUCGGAAUUAAGGUUCUCGUGCUUGAAGCGAAAGACAGAAUUGGCGGGCGAGUGUGGGAUGAUAAGACUUUCAGGGGGCUCACUGUGGGAAAAGGGGCACAGAUUGUUAACGGCUGUGUCAACAAUCCAGUGGCACUAAUGUGUGAGCAACUGGGCAUUAAAAUGCAUAAAAUUGGAGAGAAGUGCGACUUGAUCCAGGAAGGUGGAAGGAUAACUGAUCCUACAAUAGAUAAGCGCAUGGAUUUCCAUUUCAAUUCUAUCCUUGAUGUUGUAGCAGAUUGGCGAAAAGAUAAAAAUCAACAUCAUGAUAUUCCUCUUGGAGAUAAAAUCCAGGAGAUCUACAAAGUUUUUAUUAAGGAAUCUGGUAUCCAGUUCAGUGAACUGGAGGAAAAAGUCCUUCAGUUCCAUGUCAGUAAUCUUGAAUAUGCCUGCGGCAGCAACCUCCAUGAGGUUUCUGCCCGCUCUUGGGAUCACAAUGAAUUUUUUGCUCAGUUUGCUGGUGAUCACACACUGCUUAGCUCAGGGUACUCUGCUAUAAUUGAGAAAAUGGCAGAAGGCCUGGACAUCCGGUUAAAGGUUCCAAUCCGUAGUAUUGAUUAUUCAGGGGAAGAGGUCCAAGUGACUGCAACAGACGGAACUCUCUGGACAGCACAAAAGGUUUUAGUGGCCGUACCUCUGGCUAUACUACAGAAAGGUGCCAUCCAGUUUAAUCCAUCCUUGUCAGAGAGAAAAACGAAAGCUAUCAAUAGUUUAGGAGCAGGAGUCAUUGAAAAGAUUGCACUACAGUUUCCUUACAGAUUCUGGGACAGCAAAAUUCAGGGAGCUGAUUAUUUUGGCCAUGUUCCACCUAGUUCCAACAAACGUGGACUCUUCAGUGUUUUCUAUGACAUGGAUCCACAGCGGAAGUGUAGUGUUCUAAUGUCUGUAGUCACUGGUGAUGCUGUUAAAACUAUUAAAAACUUAGAAGACAAACAAGUGCUACAGCAGUGCAUGAUUGUACUCCGUGAGCUGUUUAAGGAACAGGAAGUGCCAGACCCGGUUAAGUACUUUGUUACACGAUGGAACAAGGACCCUUGGAUCCAAAUGGCAUAUACUUUUGUAAAGACAGGGGGCAGUGGUGAAGCUUAUGACAUCCUUGCCGAAGACAUACAAGGAAAAAUCUUCUUUGCUGGCGAGGCCACAAACAGACACUUUCCACAGACAGUCACAGGAGCUUACUUGAGCGGCGUUCGAGAAGCAAGCAAAAUAGCAGCAUGUUGAACCCUAAACUACUGUUUACAGAACUUUCUUUUGUUCUUUACAACAACUUCCUUCAGUUUAAACCAACUUUCAGGGUUAGUAUCAUUGCUCCAAGUGGUGCUUACGUCUGUGGUACUUAAAGAGACAAUCUUCACCUCCAUUUUUUGUUCCAGUUUUUUUCAUUCUUUAAUACCCGAGGAAGUAACGAUGUUGAAGUUUUAUUAGCAUAGCAUGCUAAGGUAGUAAUUAUUUAUAAGCAAUGCCACUGGACAGAUGAAAACAUUAGUGUUUAAACUUCCCUUUUGCAGACCAUUUGAGUAAUUAUUAUGUAAGGCUGGAAUGUACAGUACUUAAAAUUUUUGGUAGGUAGACUGUUAAAUAGCUCAUAUGUGGUCAAAUGGUACAUCAACAAGAAAGACAGCAGGUGUCUCCAAUCAUGUUUUGAAGAAAGGUAUGUUAUUUUAAAUUAAACUGCUGAAGAUGCUCUUAAAUACAAUCAUAGGGUUUAUUGGUGGUGUCCUGUUUUUUAAAAAACAAAAUAUAUAUAAAACAUUCCCUUAUAAACUUUCAUUAUUUACAUACAGGAAGCACCAUAAAAGCAUCUGUUGUGUGUAUACUAGGAUGACACUUGGCAUUUGCUGAUAAUGUAAAUGUUGAUUUUGUGUCCAUUUCCUUUUCAUGCAGUGGAAUUUCUAAAUCAUAGAAGCUGUAUAAGUGUAAUCAUUUAUACACGUAUAAUAGUGACAGUAUGGUGAAGGUCUGGCAGUUGAAUGAGCCAUUCACUUUUUUUGUUUGUUCAUUUAAAAAUGAGGUAAAAUUGUUGCUUUUUAUGAAGGGUUAAAAUAUGGCAUCAUCCAGACAUAGUGAAGCAUUGAUGGGAGAUAUUUAUCUCUUUCGCUGAAAUCAGUGGGACUUGAAAGUACUUAAAAAUGGCUGGAUUGUACCUAUAGUUGUGAAACAUUUUACCUGUGGUCAAAAAGUCUGCUGAAGAAAAGCAGUUUGUAUUCUAAUUAAGCAGUAUCUAAGUAAUUAAGAGUUUUACAUGGUUGAAGUUAUUCAGGUAUGUACAUAGCUCUUUUAUCAGCUAAGUUUUGUUUUUUCUUUUGAAAAAUAAUGGGAAGUAAUGACAGUAAUAUAGCAGCAUUGGCAGCCAUUUUUCUGUUACUUUCCAAAGAACCUUGAGAAAAUGUGUGAUUGAAAAAUGUUGUUCAUCUUUUAUGUUUUGAUAGCAGAAUGCCGAUAUGUAAAGGUUUUGAAAGAUGGAAAGCCCUGAAUUGUCUUUCGGUUUAUACGAUCACUGUAGAGGACGGAUUGAAAAGUGGUCAUCAGUUAAGAAAUUAUCUGGGUUUACUUUAUAGCUGAACUGCUGUUAUUUUACUA